AAAAAAAAUCGUGGAUAGAGUCCCCUCUCUCAUUUACUACUGCAAGACAAGUGUCUCCUCGCCUAAAAAUCGCAAAACCCUAACUCUAGUCUUUCAAACUCUCUAAUGUGGAACUAUAUUCAAAUUUUUCAUCAAUCUGGGCAAACAAGUUUGAGCCAUGGCUUCCACCGAACCACUUGAAGGACGACAUACUGGGUGUGGAAUAGUGCAAUGGUAUCAGCCAGUUGCAUUGGAUGAUCGUGUUUCUAAGGAACUGAAUGUCGAUCCUGUAUUUGAGAAUGUUCCACGUAGCUGCAGAUCAAGGCGGAGAACUAUUGGCAAGGAAACAAUUAAAGUUGCAGAAUCUGGAAAUCAUGAAAAUGAAGGGCACCUAGGUGGAAACCUUUUAAAUAAAAGGCAACGUACACGUAGGAAAAGGACAAGGAGAGCUUUAGCUGAUUCAAGUGAUUCGGAAGUUAUUAUCCCACACAUCCGACUUCGUGGGCGACAAAGGGGAACAGUGGAUUACAGUAACUUAACCACCAAGUACAGGAAGUUAGACUCAAAAACUUUUGAGGGCUACUUGGAAGACAUAUGGAGCAGGAUUUCUGAAGAGCAGAGGAACUCAUUUGUAUAUCUGGAUAGUCUGUGGUUUUCCUUGUACAUGCAGUCCCCUUUCAAAGAAAAGGUGUUGAAUUGGGUUAAAAGGAAGAACAUAUUCUCAAAAAAAUACAUCAUGGUUCCCAUUGUAAUGUGGUCUCACUGGAGCCUCUUGAUCUUGUGCAACUUCGGCCAAAGCGAGCAAUCACAAACUAUAACUCCCUGCAUGUUGUUGUUGGACUCACUUCAAACAACGGAUCCUAGGAGGCUUGAACCUGGAAUAAGAAAGUUUGUCUUAGACAUACAUAAUGUUGAGGAGAGGCCUAGGAACAAGCUUUUGCUUAACAAAAUUCCAUUUCUGAUUCCUCAGGUUCCACAGCAGAGAAAUGGUGAAGAAUGUGGAUGCUAUGUCCUUCAAUAUAUCAGCUUGUUUAUUGAGAAUGCUCCUGAAAAUUUUAGCAUUUCUGAUGGGUACCCUUACUUUAUGAAAGAAGACUGGUUCGCUCUUGAAGGAUUGGAUAACUUCUGCAAAACACUAGAACUAAAUUCGGCUAGCAGGAAUUCUUCUAUUCUGGAAGAAUAGAUUGCGAUGGUGCUUGGCUGCCUGUAUCUUGCAGUUCUGAAUAUAAACGAUAACUGCCUGUAAAGUUAUAAAAAGGGGGGAAUAAAAAGGCCUAGAUGGGUGUUCACUGAAAAUGGUUUGAGGGCCUGUUUCGAGUCUUGAUUGAUUUAGAGGCUUGUAUAUAUAUUAGUUGACUUGUGCAUCCUAGAAAUCAUUCUCGAAAUUGUUACUUUAGUACCCUUUUUUGAA
Messenger RNA from Coffea eugenioides, 1390 nucleotides. RefSeq names its product probable ubiquitin-like-specific protease 2A. NCBI's taxonomy places the organism in Eukaryota, Viridiplantae, Streptophyta, Magnoliopsida, Gentianales, Rubiaceae. Gene Ontology annotation, molecular function: cysteine-type peptidase activity. Gene Ontology annotation, biological process: proteolysis. The transcript has 8 exons. The record is from RefSeq and is a predicted model, not a curated record. Bases 158 to 1162 code for a protein of 334 amino acids.